AUGAAGAACGGGAAGCAAACUUCGCAACCCGAAAAGGGUUCUUCGAAGAUCUUGUCACUGACGGUUCUGUUUAUCGCAUUUUGCGGCUUCUCCUUCUAUCUUGGUGGGAUAUUUUGCUCUGAGAGACACAAGAUUGAGGCUAAAGAUGUCACAAGUACCACUACAAAGGCAGUAGCUUCCCCUAAGGAACCUACAGUUUCUCCACUUCAGAUCAAAUCUGUUUCGUUCCCGGAAUGUGGAUCAGAGUUCCAAGAUUACACACCCUGCACCGAUCCAAAGAGGUGGAAGAAGUACGGUGUUCAUCGCCUUAGUUUCUUGGAACGUCAUUGUCCUCCGAUUUACGAAAGAAACGAGUGUUUGAUUCCACCACCAGACGGGUAUAAACCACCUAUAAGAUGGCCCAAGAGCCGAGACCAGUGUUGGUACAGAAACGUGCCUUAUGAUUGGAUCAAUAAGCAAAAAUCAAACCAGCACUGGCUUAAGAAAGAAGGUGACAAGUUCUAUUUUCCGGGUGGUGGUACAAUGUUUCCUCGUGGAGUUAGUCACUAUGUUGAUUUGAUGCUAGAUCUGAUUCCUGGAAUGAAAGAUGGAACAGUCAGGACUGCAAUUGAUACUGGCUGUGGGGUUGCGAGCUGGGGAGGUGAUCUUUUGGACCGUGGGAUUCUAUCACUCUCUCUUGCUCCAAGAGAUAACCAUGAAGCUCAGGUUCAGUUUGCUCUUGAACGUGGAAUCCCUGCGAUUCUCGGGAUUAUCUCUACGCAACGUUUGCCUUUCCCUUCAAAUGCAUUUGAUAUGGCUCAUUGCUCAAGAUGUCUUAUUCCCUGGACUGAAUUCGGAGGAAUCUAUUUGCUUGAGAUUCACCGUAUAGUCCGACCUGGAGGUUUCUGGAUUCUUUCUGGUCCACCUGUGAACUAUAACAGACGGUGGAAGGGAUGGAACACGACCAUGGAAGAACAGAAAUCCGACUACGACAAGCUUCAGUCACUUCUAACCUCCAUGUGUUUCAAAAAGUACUCCCAAAAAGACGACAUAGCCGUGUGGCAGAAACUCUCAGACAAAUCUUGCUACGACAAAAUCGCAAAGAACAUGGAAGCUUACCCGCCCAAAUGUGACGACAGCAUAGAACCCGAUUCCGCUUGGUACACUCCGCUUCGUCCCUGCGUGGUUGCCCCGACCCCUAAAGUCAAGAAUUCGGGUCUAGGGUCAAUCCCAAAAUGGCCUGAGAGGCUAAACGUUGCACCAGAGAGAAUCUCGGAUGUUCACGGAGGGAGCGCGGCCGGUUUGAAACACGAUGACGGUAAAUGGAAGAACAGAGUCAAGCAUUACAAGAAACUUUUGCCAGCUCUUGGGACAGACAAGAUAAGGAACGUUAUGGAUAUGAACACGGUUUAUGGAGGCUUCGCUGCAGCUCUCAUCAAGGAUCCUAUUUGGGUCAUGAACGUCGUUUCGUCAUACAGCGCAAAUACGCUUCCUGUUGUCUUUGAUCGCGGUCUCAUUGGGACUUACCACGACUGGUGCGAGGCGUUCUCGACGUAUCCAAGAACAUAUGAUCUUCUUCACCUCGACAGCCUUUUCACCUUUGAGAGUCAGAGGUGCGAGAUGAAGCAUGUUCUACUCGAGAUGGACCGGAUCUUGCGACCGAGCGGAUACGUAAUAGUCCGAGAAUCGAGCUAUUUCAUGGACGCAAUCACGACUAUGGCCAAGGGAAUGAGGUGGAGUUGCCGGAAAGAGGAAACAGAGUAUGCCGUUAAAAGCGAGAAGGUUCUGGUUUGCCAGAAAAAGCUUUGGUUUUCGUCGAACCAAACCUCUUGA
This is a messenger RNA of Arabis nemorensis, 1812 nucleotides long. The record is from the annotation of a GenBank genome assembly. Lineage: Eukaryota; Viridiplantae; Streptophyta; Magnoliopsida; Brassicales; Brassicaceae.